Molecule: messenger RNA, 2895 nt
Organism: Miscanthus lutarioriparius
Lineage: Eukaryota; Viridiplantae; Streptophyta; Magnoliopsida; Poales; Poaceae
Source: the annotation of a GenBank genome assembly
AUGGACGCCGCGGAGGCGUCGGAGCUGCAGGCGCGGCUGGCCGCGGCCGUGUACGCGCUCAACCACGACGCGAGCCCCUCGGCGCGCCUCGCCGCCAACCAGUGGCUCCUCGCGCUGCAGCGGUCUCCGCAGGCGUGGGCGGUCGCUACCUCCCUCCUGGCCGCCCCGGACCCGCCCCCGCCCGCCGACCUCCUCUUCUUCGCCACGCAGAUGCUCCGCCGGAAGAUCCAGUCCCCCGGCCCCGCGCUCCCCGGGCUCGGCCUGGCGCCGCAGCUCCUCGACGCGCUGCUCCUGGCCGCGCGGCGGUUCUGCGCCGCCCCGGCCCCGCGCCAGCUGCUCACGCAGAUCUGCCUGGCGCUCGCCGCGCUCGCGCUCCGCGCCGAGGGCGGCGUCGACGGCCUCUUCGCGCGGAUGCCGCACCUGCCGCCCCCCGCCGUGCUGGAGCUGCUCACCGUGCUCCCCGAGGAGGCUGCGCAGGACCAGGGCGGCGACACGGGGGUCGACGCCGCCGCGCGGUGCCGGUUCACGCGCGAGCUGCUCGCGCACGCGCCCGCCGUGCUCGAGUUCCUCCACGGGCAAUCCGAGAAGGCACCCACCGAUGACGACGGGGUUCCCCUCCACGAGCGCAACCGCAGAAUCCUUCGGUGCCUACUGAGCUGGGUCCGCGUGGGGUGCUUCUCGGAGACGCCGGCAGCCGCGCUUGCCACGCACCCACUUCUCACUUUUGCGUUCAACUCGCUGCAGGAAUUACCUGAGGCCUUUCUGAGUAAGACACCUUAUAUAAGGGAAGUUCUUCUUCUACCAGCUUUAGCCAACCCAAGUGAGAAGAUCAUUGCUGGUCUUGCCUGUUUGAUGUGUGAAGUUGGCCAGGCGGCACCUGCUUUGGUUGCAGAAGGGGGUAGCCAAGCACUUGCUCUCACCGAUGGACUUUUGAGAUGUGUAGAUUUUACCAGUGAAGAUUGGGAAAUUGCAGAGUCAACCUUUCAAUUUUGGUGCAGUUUGGCACAUUUUAUUCUUGGUAUUGAUGUGAAGACAGCCAAAAGAAAUGUGGUACAAGAGUUGUUUGUGCCUGUGUUUUCUUCACUGCUGGAUGCUCUUUUAUUUCGUGCUCAGAUCGACACUGAUUCUGAUGGAGCACCUUGUAUACCUGAGGGACUAACACAGUUCAGGAUGAAUUUGGAGGAGCUCCUCGUCGAUAUUUGUUUGCUUCUAGGUGCCCCUGCAUAUAUAAACAAGCUCUUUUCUGGUGGAUGGGACUUCUCAAGCCAAACAAUUCCUUGGAAAGAGGUAGAAGUUAGAAUGUAUGCACUCAGCAUGGUUGCUGACACGAUUUUACAAGAUGAAAGCUCCUUCGAUUUUUCAAUCAUAAUGCAUUUUGUGAACAUUUUGUCCAGCAGAACACCUGAACUGAAUGGAAGUUUGUUUUUGGUAUAUAAAUCGUUUGGUGAUGUCAUUGGUUCGUACUCAAAGUGGCUAUCGUCUUCUCAAAGUAACAUUAAGCCCUUACUCCUAUUUUGUGCGUCAGGAAUUUCAAAAUCUAUAUCAUCAAAUGCUUGCUCCUUAGCCUUGCGCAAACUUUGUGAGGAUGCUCCUUCAUUCAUCCAUGAACCUCAGAACCUUGAAAUUCUUUUCUGGAUUAGUGAGGGCAUGAAUAAAGGGAACCUGCAGCUAGAGGAUGAGGAAGAGAUAAUUAGUGCAAUCACACAUGCUUUAAGUUCUGUUAGUGAAAAAGAGUUGAAGAAAAGUUCACUGGCCAGGUUACUUUGUUCCAGUUACUCAGCAGUGGAAAAGAUUAUUGACAUAGACAGAGAUCAAUCGAUAAGGCAAAAUCCAGCUGCUUAUACACAAUCGUUGGAUCUUGCUGUCCGUGGUCUUUACAGGAUGAGUGCUUUGUUUCAUCAUUUGGCUACAUCAGUCACAUCUGGUCUGGUUGACGAUGAUAUAAUUAUAGUUCUUAUUGGAAUACUUUGGCCACUUCUUGAAAAGCUUUUCCGAUCAUAUCAUAUGGAGAAUGUCAAUUUAUCUGCAGCUGUAUGUCGUUCUCUUUCUUCUGUUAUACAUUCUUGCGGGUUAAUAAUUGAUCAUAAUCUGCCAAUGUUAUUGAGGAGUUUGGCCACAAAAGAAGAAUAUGGGGCUUUAUGUGUUAGGACUUUUGAAACACUUAGCUCUGCAUCUUCAAUAUCAGCUCUGAAUUCUUCUUAUACCUGUGAUCAAGAACCUGACCUAGUUGAAGCAUAUACCUACUUUACAUCUAUGUUUAUUCGCUGCUGUCCAAAGGAAGCUAUUGUGGCAUCUAGCUCCCUGCUUGAGUUAUCAUUUCAAAAGGCAGCUAUAUGCUCUACAGCAAUGCACCGAGGAGCUGCACUUGCAGCAAUGUCAUAUAUGUCGUGUUUUCUUGAGGCUGUCCUUGCUGCUGUGCUAGAAUCUCCUGAGUGCAUCCCUAACGGGUCACCUGGUGUGGCCCUAAUCCAAAUCUUGGCACGCUGUGGUGAAGGUCUAUUAUCUAAUGUGCUUUAUGCUCUACUUGGUGUAUCAGCCUUGUCAAGGGUCCAUAAAUCUGCCACAAUAUUGCAACAACUGGCGGCAUUGUGCAGUUUCUGUGAGGGAACGGCAUGGAAGGCUGUUCUUAGUUGGAAUUCUCUUUGUGGGUGGCUACAAUCGACGGUGAAAUCUUUGCCUUCCGAGUAUCUAAAGCAAGGGGAAGCUGAAAUUAUAGUUCCAUUGUGGCUCAAGGUGCUUCAGGAUGCAGGCUCAGACUAUCUUUACAGCAGGACUGGUGAUAAUAUAAGAAGCCAUCAAGGUUACAUGCAAGGGAAGGGUGGUAGAACUCUUAAACGCAUAAUCAGAGAUUUUGCAGAAAGCCACCGGAAUGUUCCAAUUCCCAGUCCUUCAUGA